CCAUUGCAGCAACCGCAGGCGUUAUUGCGGUUAUUGCACAAUCAUAACAAACAACAAAUUCAGCCCCGUUUGUCAGAAGCAGCAGAAAAAAUUACCGUAAUUGUAACAAUUAUCGCAGGAAGAAUUGCGGAAGCAGGACUUCAACAGCUUGUUUCAACCGAGGUUCGGGACGACCAUAAUGUUACAUUAACGUGAAUACUCGGUCUGGAGUGAAAUUUUCGUCUUCGUUCCGUGUCGUUAGAUUGCUGCACACAUUUCUAACAGAGCCGACACAUCGAUAUGCGGGUUCCACUCUUCGUCAAAUCGCUGCUACUGGGGGUACCGAUCGGGGUAACGUUUUUUGAUUGCGUGGGCUAUGUGGCCCGAGUAGAAGGCAUCUCGAUGCAACCGGUUUUGAAUCCGGAUGAAAGUAACACUGUCGACUACGUUUUUCUUUCCCGAUGGGCGGUGCGCAAUCUGGACGUUGCCCGGGGAGAUGUUAUAUCGCUAAUAUCGCCCAAAGAUCCAAACCAGAAAAUCAUCAAACGCGUCGUGGGGCUGCAGGGCGAUGUGAUUCAGACGCUCGGCUACAAAAUGCAGUACGUUAAGGUUCCUGAAGGUCACUGUUGGGUCGAAGGAGACCAUACAGGGAACUCUUUGGAUAGCAAUACGUUCGGGCCAGUUUCUCUGGGGCUGAUAACGGCCCAAGCUACGCAGAUUGUUUGGCCUCCUAAUCGUUGGCAGAGGCUUAAAUCGCAAGUACCUCAAACCAGGCAACCCAUCUCGUUAGGAAAGUCCAUCCAUGCCAAUGCAAACGGGCCUCAUCCGGGCUUGCAGGCUCAGGAAAGGAAAUCGUAGAUUUCCGCACCAUGAUAUCGGUUUGUUCCUUCUAGUGGAUGUAAUGCUGUCAUCAGUAGUUAACUCCGUGUUCAUUUGAGAUAUAUUUUCUGAUUCGAUUACUCAUAUAUAUGAUUGCAUGGGAAAGGUUGAUGCAAAUCAAUAGUGUGAGCUGAUUCCAAUGGCCCUUAAAUUGUAUUUGUAUAAAGAUGAUACAAUGUUUCGAGCACAUGAAUGGAAAAAUAUUUCUGUAGAAUAUCUUAUUUUAUUAUUUUGAUAAAAAUGUU
Messenger RNA from Uranotaenia lowii, 1103 nucleotides. Its product is annotated as mitochondrial inner membrane protease subunit 2. Lineage: Eukaryota; Metazoa; Arthropoda; Insecta; Diptera; Culicidae. Gene Ontology annotation, biological process: mitochondrial respiratory chain complex assembly. The transcript has 2 exons. The record is from RefSeq and is a predicted model, not a curated record. Gene Ontology annotation, molecular function: serine-type endopeptidase activity. Bases 280 to 837 code for a protein of 185 amino acids. Gene Ontology annotation, cellular component: mitochondrial inner membrane peptidase complex; membrane.